AUGGGGGGCAUCCGCGAGUCAUUCGCAGCGCCACCUCUUCGUCCCAGCGUAAAGCACUCCAAGACGUUCUCUUCCGCACCUACAAGCAUCCGUGUCAAGGAGGCGGUUCGGCCUCGUCAUCGUUCCACGAUGUUAACCGGCCCUAUUGACAAGCCUUGGUUGACGAGGAAGGAUACAGUUGGCAGAGUAGCGUACUUCAUCACUAUUGGUAUCAUCUUCUUGGGUGUGGUAGCAAGCGCGUUACGAUGCUGGUCGGACUGGAGAGGCGUCAAGACGAUCGGCAACCUAUGCCUUGUUCUCGAGGAUCAAUUCGAGAGCAGUGAUUUGGACACUACAUCUGUCUGGCAGAGGGAAGGGGACAUGGGUGGCUUCGGGAACGGGGAGUUCGAGAUGGCGACUGCGAGCACCAACAACUCGUUCAUCAAAAACAACAACCUUUACAUCCUCCCUACCCUCACCUCGGACGUCAUAGGUCGCGACGCUAUCUUUGACGGAUACACAUACAACCUUACUGGAUGUACGAAUACGAAUCUGACAGCUUGCGGGGCGGUCAGUAACCAGACGACUGGGACGGUCAUCAAUCCUGUCAUGAGCGCUCGUAUCUCCACAAAGGGCAAGAAGAGCAUUCGGUAUGGAAGAGUCGAGGUCAGAGCGAAGAUUCCCACCGGAGAUUGGAUGUGGCCGGCUAUCUGGAUGCUUCCGGAAAACGACACCUACGGCCCAUGGCCCAUGAGCGGUGAGAUUGAUAUCAUGGAGGCUCGAGGAAAUGGACCUUCCUAUCCGGCUCAAGGGACGAACUACGUCCGGGGUUCGCUCAAUUGGGGUCCGGUUACAUGGCUGAACGCCGUUUCCAAGACCUUUGGAUGGUGGACUGUGCGCCGUGCUUCAUUCGAUCAAGGCUUUCACACCUACGCGCUAGAAUGGACUGACAAGUUCCUGAGGAUCUACGUUGAUAAUCGUCUGCAACACAUGCUCGAGCUCAGCUUCAAUAUCCCCUUCUUCCAGCGUGGCGAUUUCCCUGCGUCGGUGACCAACGCCUCUUCCGAGAUCAUUCUUCAAAAUCCAUGGGCCAACUCUGGCAACUCUGCCCCUUUUGACCAGCCGUUCUAUUUAAUUCUUGACGUCGCUAUCGGCGGCACGAAUGGGUGGUUCCCUGACGCUGCCGGAAACAAGCCUUGGUUGAACGGAGAGCUUGAUGCGAUGCGCAAGUUCGCCCUCACACAGGACGACUGGUCUUCCACCUGGCCGACUGAUGAAGACCAAAGGGCUAUGGUUGUCGACUAUGUGAAGAUGUGGCAACUCUGCUGA
Messenger RNA from Stereum hirsutum FP-91666 SS1, 1308 nucleotides. RefSeq names its product glycoside hydrolase family 16 protein. The coding region runs from base 1 to 1308 and encodes 435 amino acids. The record is from RefSeq and is a predicted model, not a curated record. Gene Ontology annotation, molecular function: hydrolase activity, hydrolyzing O-glycosyl compounds. Gene Ontology annotation, biological process: carbohydrate metabolic process. The transcript is spliced from 10 exons. Lineage: Eukaryota; Fungi; Basidiomycota; Agaricomycetes; Russulales; Stereaceae.